Messenger RNA from Oppiella nova, 324 nucleotides. The record is from the annotation of a GenBank genome assembly. NCBI's taxonomy places the organism in Eukaryota, Metazoa, Arthropoda, Arachnida, Sarcoptiformes, Oppiidae.
AUUAAUAACUGUGUCGGAGAACUCAAUCAGAAAUACUUCAUUCAAUUCCUUAUAUACACAGGGACGGCUUGUACUUAUGUAAUCAUUUCAAUCAUUGUGGCGUUCCUUAGAUCCAAACUGGAUUCACACCAAAGAAUGAUACACACGAGUGUAUUACUCAUUGAAGCCCUGCUAUUCGGUCUGUUUGUGGUGGCAGUGCUCACGGAUCAGUUUCAGGCCAUUUGUGCCAAUGAGACCGCGAUUGAUAGGUAUUUGACUCAACACUCAUCCAAAGCAAACAAAACCCAAAAUAAGACUAAACUCAAGUCCAAGAAAUUAAUGGCA